CUUUUCUCUUACGCCAAAUAUAUAUACUAAUAUACUCCGGGUUAAUGAAAUUGGUAAUGACUAAUGAGGACAAGUAUGAGGGUGCUAAUGAGGUUGGCCGCCGCCGCAAUGGCAGCUGCGUUGGUGGCGGAGAUCGGAUUUUGCACGUCGGCGAGCAAAGCUGGAGUAGCUCUGGCCGGGUGCCCGGAGAAGUGCGGCAAUGUUACGGUGCCGUACCCUUUCGGCGUGGGGCAUAACUGUUCCUUGAACAGAGAUUUUAAACUCACCUGCGACAAAUUACACUCAAAGUUAUUGACUUCCGGCGGAAUCGAAAUCACAGGCAUUGAUUAUGUCAAGGGGCGGUUGGAAAUGCAGAUGCCUGUAUACAGCCUCUGUUUCAACGAAUCCGUAAAACAGGGGAUGGUGGAUUUUCCUGUGGGGAAUGCCGCCUUCGCCAUUUCCCCUAAAGAGAACACGUUCAUCUCCGUCGGCUGCAACGGCUCCGCAUCUUUAAUCGGCCGGACGGACUCCAUUAAUAUCUCAAUUGCGUGCAACAAGGACACCGGAAACUACUGUUCCGAGGUUGGGUGUUGCCAGGUUGAUAUUCCGGUGAUCGGCUGGUUGAGGGAGCUCCAGCUUACUGCCAAUAGCUUGGGGUUCAACAACUGCUGCCAAUCUUUUGUCGCAAAAAAAAAGUGGUAUAAAUACCGCCGGGAGGAUCUCACACAUAGACGUCUGGGGUUUAACUCGACGCCUCUGGUCGUGGACUGGGCUGUGGGCAAUGGGAGUCAAACGUGUGAAAGUGCUGCUGCAGAAGAAGGGUAUCUUUGCAAAUCCCACACAAAGUGCAAAAUAGGGAAAAUCGAGUUCGGGUACCGGUGUAAAUGCAAAGAAGGUUAUACCGGGAAUCCAUACCUCCCUAAUGGUUGCCAGAAUAUAGAGGAAUGCUCCAAUAAAGCAUCACCUGAUUACCGUUGCGAUGCCAAUGCACUUUGCAACGACACUCUUGGCAGCUACACUUGUUCGUGCCCGAAAGGAUACAAAGGCGAUGGGUACAAAAAGGGAACACGUUGUACCCUCAAGCAGGGUGGCAUUAAUACCUUGCUGAUAAUUUGUACAAGUGUGAGUGUUGCCGUCACGUCAUUUCUAGCAGUUAGCUUCUUCAUAUAUUUGGGGUCGAGUAAGAGGAGGCUUAACAAACUCAGAGAGCAAUUCUUCCAUCAAAAUGGUGGCAUGUUGUUAGAGAAACAAAUAGCUGGAAAUGAAGGACCAAGCGAUACAAGAAUGAAAAUCUUCACACUAGAAGAUCUUGAGAAAGCUACCAACAAUUUUGAUGAAAAAACUAUCCUAGGGCAAGGAGGAUAUGGAACAGUUUACAAAGGUGUACUCACUGAUAUUGGAGUGGUUGCUAUAAAAAAAUCCAAGAUUUGUGAGAGAGGUCAAGUUGAACAGUUCAUCAAUGAGGUCGUCGUUCUCUCGCAAAUCAACCAUAGAAAUGUUGUCAAGCUCUUCGGUUGUUGUUUAGAGACAGAAGUUCCAUUACUAGUCUAUGAGUUUAUAACCAAUGGCACUCUCUAUGACCAUCUCCACACACAUGCCCAAUCAUCAAAUCUUUCAUGGGAGGCUCGUCUAAGAGUUGCAUCAGAAUCUGCUGGAGCAUUGUCAUAUCUACACUCAGCUGCUUCUCCUCCAAUCAUUCAUAGAGAUGUAAAGACAGCAAAUAUUCUACUAGAUGAUAGGCUCACCGCAAAAGUUGGCGACUUUGGAGCUUCAAGGCGUGUGCCACUUGACCAUUGUCAAAUCACAACAUUAGUGCAUGGAACAUUUGGAUAUAUAGACCCAGAAUACUUCCACACGGGUCAAUUAACAGAAAAAAGCGAUGUUUAUAGUUUCGGGGUUGUACUAGCAGAGCUAUUAACGGGAGAGAAGGCUAUUUCACCUACCAGGGAAGAAGGGCAUAGGAAUCUAGGGGCUUAUUUUGUUUCUUCUCUGAAAAAUGGUCGGUUGUCUGAAAUGGUGGACAAUCGGAUAAUUAAUGAUGUCAACUUUGAUCAAGUUAUGGAAGUUGCGAAGAUUGCGAGCCGUUGUUUGAAGGUAAAGAGGGAUGAUAGGCCAACUAUGCAAGAAGUGGCAAUGGAGAUAGAGGGAUUGAGAGUUCUUGAGAGACGCCUAAGGGGAGGAUUAGGGGAAAAUGAAACGUCUUCAAAAGAGAUUGAGUAUAUUUCGUCAUUUGCAUCUUCUCACACAAUUAAUAAUGUCAGAGAUUCUUUCACUAGUGGUGGUAAAACGAGUGAAGGAGAAAGCAUGGAGAUGUUAUCUACGUCAUUGAGUUGUGGGAGAUGAUGCUGCUAUGGGGAUCCUAAGAGGAGAAGAGUGCUGGAGUUCCAUGAGCAGGAUGGGUAGGAAGCGGGUGCAAUGGUGAUUAUUGAUGGAGCAAAAAACAUAAAGGAGACGGGUUUAGGUUUCUAGACUUGCCUAGCAUCUGCUUUUAUAACUUUUUUGCUGUUAUUUUAGAAAAUUGCUUUGGUAAAGACAGUAGGUGUUUUUUUUAUGGGUAUGUUUUGCCCAUGGUGACUUGUUUUUGUUUUAGUUGUUGCUUUGAUUUAGAGUCAGGAGAUGAUAAGUGAUAGGCAUGGGAAUCUAGAUCGAUCAUAAUUAGCUUACAAUUGUCCAAAUGGGAAUUAGCGAAUCAAGUGGCUUCUUUUGAGGUGACUGAUUCUAAGUCUGAUCCAAGAGCGUAUGGUCGAGCUAUGGUUUCUGGUCUUUGUAACUUGUCCAUCCGGGUUGGAUGAUACUUUUGGUUUUACUGGUACUUUAAUAUUUUAUAACCUUAGCAAUCA
Messenger RNA from Cuscuta epithymum, 2819 nucleotides. Lineage: Eukaryota; Viridiplantae; Streptophyta; Magnoliopsida; Solanales; Convolvulaceae. The record is from the annotation of a GenBank genome assembly.